UCUGAAAAUUGAGUUUCAAGUUAGAUCCACAUAAGCUUUUCGGUGCUUAACUAUUGCUUUGGCCAACAGCAGCAAUCACCAAAGCUCCUGCUCAGCCAUCAUCUAACGUCAAGGUCCAGACACCCUUUGUGUUUCACCAGGGAUGUUCUGUGGGUGCCCUUAUCCCUCUCUGGGCAUGUCCAAGGCACUUGAGUCUUGCCAGGCCUGAGCAGCCUGCUGUGAAGUGCCAAAAUCUAAGAGGGGCUUUGGUACUUGUCAUCUCAAACUAUGAAAAGUACCUACUUGCAAGGCAGGCAGUACUUCCAACACUGCCUGACUAGCUGAUUUGCUAAUUCCCUGCUCCUUGUACUGCUGUGGUGUAUGCCAUUCCAUAUGGAAACCAAGCUCCUAAAGUAUCAAAAUUGUAAACUGAGUGUUGCCACGUACCUUUUUGCAACUAUAUUCCUAAUUAUUAUUGUAGGAUCAGAAAGUCGUACCAGCUGCCUCAGCGAUCACAGUGCUACUACACCUUGGGGCACAAGAUGCAUUACAUCAGUCAGGCAGUAACUCCAGGUCUCCAGGAAUAUAGAUCCUACUGGAAUUAUACAUUAAAGUCACACUGUGUUUACCUUAAAGCAAUCUGAAGAGGGAUUAACUCGGUGAUCAGUCCAUCUCACCACAUCACAGAGGAGUGAUUAAAUUAUUCCCAAACAAAAUUGCCAGAAUUUGACACCUAAUCUAACUGCUGAUAUCUCUGUAAUCUUCUCUGUCUACUUGUUCAAGUGCUUAACCCUCCUUGUUAAGAACCGCGCCAAUUUUGUCCUGCAGAAAGCUAGAAUAUAUUUCUUCUUCGUCUGUCCUUGCUGAUCCGUGGGAAUAACAGACCCCCUCACAUAAAAUGAUUUUGGCUUUGCAGAAGGGGCUGGGGAGCCUCUAUUUGGAAUACAGUUCCCAAUACCGGUCACCCGGUCACCUCGUUAUACAAGUGAGUUGCUGCAAAUAGGGAAGUUGCAACAGAGACCAAAUGAUACAAGAACUUAAUUACUGAGAAAAGGGUGAGAAAAGCUACAGUGUGGCUGCUGCCUUUGGAAAACAGCAGAUUAAACAGUCACUUUAGGGGGGUUUGCAGAGCUCUGAGGGAACAGCAAGGAUUCACGAACACCGGCAGCCGAGGUAGUGACAAAUACCAGAACAAAAGGGAAAUUAACAGAGGCUUAAGUAGGGAUGAUCAGCAAAGCAGUGUAAUUUAUUUGGGAAUUUAUUUGUAUUUAGCACAGUUAAUAUAUGGAAAAUUAUACUAAGGCUGGAACAGAAACAACUAUUAGAAAUCAUUUUACAAGGCUUUAGACAAGUGUAGGGGCUUAAAAUAACUCUGUGGGAUGCAACUCAUAAUUCAGAGGAGAGGAAAAGGACUUACAUCUUCGUCACAGUCUUGUCUCUUAAAACAUUUAGCUCCAUUGUGCUAAGUAAUAGACAUGGUUACUUUAAUAUGACUAUCUAUACAAUUCUCAGGGAAAGGUUUUAAUUUACAAGAUUAAUUUCCCUUCCAGCUUUAAAUACAUAGAUGUGGGAGAAAAUAAUCAGAGAGACUUGAGGGGCAGGGCUGAAUCCUGAUCUCAGCAGCAGCAGAGUGAAGCCCGAAUAACUCCAGGAAAAAUGCUGGACGCAUGCAGGGAUGUAACUGAGCUGAGAUCUGGUCCUGAAGUGUGUGCACUCCACACAGGAAAAUCUUGACGUCCCCCCUUUAAAUUUCAAGGAAAACUAACAAAAGAGUCUCAAGUCCUUUUAGAGCAUUUCUACAGUUCUUGGAAGAAGCUUGUAUGUUCCCAUUCGCACACGAUGCCUCCAGGCCAUCAGUUCCAGCAGACGCUGGAUCAGACUGGGUGGCUCGCUCCCUUCGACCUGCAGCUCUGCCUGUUUUAAGACCAAACAGACUGCCUUCAGCUCUGGCGAACCCGCUGGGAAAUGACCCUUCUUACACAGCAAGGGAGCGGGGGACACCGGAAUGUUGCCCUGAGGCGGUCCGUGUAAUCACAGUUAGGCUUUUUUCUUUCCUUCCAGGACGGGUGCUUAACCUGCCGCUCGGAGACUCGUGGGUAAGAUCCCAACUUUCUCUCCAGGGGAGAUCCCCGCAGGCAGUUAACGAUUCCAGGGUUCCCGCUGUGCUACCACCGUUUACUCGGAAAAUCAAAGGCAAUUAACCAUACUUUCCUCUGGGGAAAAAAACUCUUGAUUUGGACCCGUCCUUACGCAGGGAAACCUACAGAACACUCUGCUGUAAUCCAACAUGAACUCUGCUAAAGGGAGCGACCGGCGCCCCGCGCCACCAUUGCCUCGCACGGCAAGGAGGACCUGCUCGCCGCCGCCGCCCGGCUCUGGCAGCGGAGGAGGCGGCUGCUGGCCGCCGCCGGGCUCGCCCUGGCCAUGGCCGUCGCGCUGCUGGUCGCCGUACCCCUGCUGCUGCUGCAGGCGCCCGCCGACACCGGCGCCCACUAUGAGAUGAUGGGCACCUGCCGCAUGAUUUGCGACCCGUACAGCGGCGGGCGGCCGCCCGGCCCCGGCAGCACCGCCGCCGUGGAGGCCCUGCAGGACCUGGGCGCCAACCCCCCGCCGCCCUUCGUCCAGGGACCCAAGGGGGAGCCGGGCCGGCCGGGCAAGCCGGGCCCCCGCGGGCCGCCCGGGGAGCCGGGGCCGCCGGGGCCGCGGGGCCCGCCAGGGGAGCGGGGGGACGCGGGCAAGCCGGGGCUGCCCGGGCUGGCGCUGGCGGGAGCGGGCGGCGGCGGGAGCGGCGGCGGGGCGGCGGCGGGCGGAGAGGCGGCGGGAGGGCUGAGCGCCGCCUUCAGCGGGCCGCGCAUCGCCUUCUACGUGGGGCUGAAGAGCCCCCACGAGGGCUAUGAGGUCCUCAAGUUCGACGACGUGGUGACCAACCUGGGCAACCACUACGACCCGGCCAGCGGCAAGUUCACCUGCCAGGUGCGCGGCAUCUACUUCUUCACCUACCACAUCCUCAUGCGCGGCGGCGACGGCACCAGCAUGUGGGCUGACCUCUGCAAGAACGGCCAGGUGCGGGCCAGUGCCAUCGCCCAGGAUGCGGACCAGAACUAUGACUAUGCCAGCAACAGCGUGGUGCUGCACCUGGACUCCGGCGACGAAGUAUACGUCAAGCUGGAUGGAGGCAAAGCACACGGAGGCAACAACAAUAAGUACAGCACUUUCUCUGGCUUUCUUUUAUACCCCGAUUAACACACAACAAGCAACAUGACACAACCGGCCCUGCCACUGAUGCUUGUGGGGCUGUUUGGCAUUUCCGUAUCCCAUCGUGCUGCUGUUCUGCUGGUAUCCACUGUCUCCACAGGUCACUUUAGUGUCAUUAUCAGUUUGUAUGUCUUUAUUUUUACUCCUGUGGAAAUGAAAUAGAAGUGAAACAAAGCAAUCCCCUUCUUUACUCUCCCGCAUUUCUUCUGACUGCCCUCUCCCUUUGUCAGCCUGAGUGUUUUGUAUGUCACACGAGGAACUCGGCAGCUUGAAACUCUCAAGUGGUUCCUGGAGGGUUUAAAAGAGCCCAGAGUUCAGACUGUGCCACAUACGGAAUUUGAACCAGUCACAUUUUUUCAUCAAAAAAGUAUUAAUUACGAUGAUGAAUUUUCAGAUCGACUAUUGCGAAGUGGGACUGGGCCAUAACUGUUCUUUCCUCUGCUGCUUUGUACGGGGUCAAGUGUAAACUUUUCUUUCUGUGCUAUGCAAUGCUCAUGUGAAUGAUGGUGUCAUUAACGUCAAACCUGUUUCUGUCUGCAAAAGAAUUUGGUCGCUGACCCGAGUCACCAAAAUAUCACAUUAAAUUAUGUUUUUAGACAACGCUUUUUUGCUUUCUGUCUCUUCCAGUGCUGCAAAGGAGCACUGUGGUGCUGCCACAGGAGGGUGGGUAGAGGAGGGGGUCACUUUGGUCCCUUAGGUUUGCAGCAAAAUUUAAAGGUUUUUUUUAAAGGAUGGGGCAGUCUUGAUUAUGGUUCAGGGGAGUUGGGAAGAAGCAGAGGGAGAGGAAAAAAAGCUUCACCUUUGCGCAGUUUUGUAAAAAGGAGACACGCUGUCAUCACGAGGUGAAAGUGGGGGUGUGGAGUAGAUCUCCUGAACAGAUUUACUGGGUUUGAACCUGAUCUACAGGUUAACAAAGUACAGGAAAAGCAGUUUAAUCAGUGAUUAUGGAAAGCCGUGUUUCUGUAACAUGCUUGACAAAUGCAAGGAGGCAGCAGGGGAGAGAGUCUGUCUAAACCCUCGCACUUGCAGUGUGUAUAUGGGUUGGAAACCACACCUAACUGUAGUGGGUCUGCACGGUGCCUGAGAUGGGCUAGGAGAGAAAGCUUGCUCAAGACUGACGAAUUCAGACCAUUUAGGAAUGUUUUCUUCUGAUGUCCUCAGUAAAUUCCAGCCACUCUGUGUCUUUUUAAGAAUGCACAGGUGUGUAACUAGUGCGUGUGGUUCUGAGCCUUUGGUGUAGGAGGUGCCUCUUUCAUCAUCACCCCAGUAGGUAACCUCCUUAGUUUGGGUAAAUUGGUGAAGUUAAAACAGUUAAAUUGGUUUACACAAGCACUUAGUUUCAUUUUACUGUCUUGUCAUUUCGUUUUUUCCUUCUGAAGAUCUUACCUCCCUCUCAUUUUUCUGCCCUUUGCAGCUUUAGUGCAGUUUCACAAGUAAGAGAGACAGGAGCUGGACUGAAAACAGCUCUGCCAAGGCUGGAGCUUUUCCCCUGCCCUAAUGUUGCAGGAGGAAGGAGAACCCAGUUGGUUGGACUUGGUCCAGCCCCACUUUGGGGCAGCCCUGUGAUGACUGAGUUAUUACAGUCGCUUCUGUCUCCUACCUGGUCCUUGGUGGGUAUUUUCUACUCAUUGGCUGGAAGAGGAGGGUCAAAGAAAGCAAUUCCUUCAUCCUGUCCUCAAACUCUCAAAACUGCCCUCAAACAAAAAAAUCCCAGUCGAGGGAAGCAGAGUUCAUAACCAGGUACAUGUGUUAGACACUUAUCAAUCUCUAAUGUGUUGUCGAUUUGUACUAUUUAGAAUAUGAUUAAAACCAGUGUCUGAGACCCAAAUGAAGUAUAAUUGCUAUGGAUCCUCAAUUCCCACUGGAUCCAUAAUCCUUUUUGACUAUUCCUCCCCCCUCCUUCAAUGAAAUGGAGCUUAGACACAAAGCCCUUGGUUUAAAUUUCAAAAAAUUAAAAUUGACAUGCAGCAGCAUUAGCAGGAGCCAGGAGGAAUUCUAAGGAGGUGCCUGGGCUGUGCUUUAUCCUUUGCAUUAAGAAGCAAUUUGUACUUCUAACAAAGACCCAACUGUUCCCCCUUGGCAAAAGGGCAAUGAAGAUGCCUUGCAAGGGAAUUGCUGUUCACAAUACUUAAACAAAUUUGAAUCUUAGAUUUUUAAAUCUGUAUUCCCUGGUGGCGCCUGCUCCUCUCAAUUCAAAUGCAGGGCUGGUGGUGUGUGCCUGCCAAGGUGUCAGUAGCUAAGCGGAUGAUGGAUUGAUGAGGCAAUGGGAAGACACAGGCUCACAGUGGCGGUUUGCCCCGACAGUGAUCUAUGUAUCUGCACAUUAUCAAUGUCAUGAGGAGGCUUGAACCACCCUCACUAGAUGUCUCAUUUUCCACUUACCUCUUAUGUACUAAUUAUCAGGCUGGAUUAUUCCCCAGGAUAGAAACAAAAAAAAAAAAACCCGCUCAUUGCCCCUCCACUGACAGUUUACACGAUCGAUAGAAUGAACGUCUCCCUGGGCUGCUCAUAGGCUUUUUUGUUUCCUCUCCUCAUUGCAGGGUCUUCUGAGAUUGCCUCUGUGGGGGGUUGAUGGCUCUCACCCAGAAUCUGCAGCGGUGGUGCUUGAACAGACUCCUCUGUCCCACUCAUCUUGGUAGUAGCUCAGUGUGUGGGUUGUGUUUUUUUCUGAAGUAACAUAGGGAAAAGCAAUUGGGAGAUGAAAAACUUCAGUGCUCAGUGGUGCAGUUAUCCAGAAAAGCAGAGGCAGCGCUGCAGAUAGAGAUGGUGGUCCCUGUGCUGCUGGUGUCUGUGGGUGAGAGAAGGGUCAUGUACAGCCCAGCAAGCAGCCUGCAGCAGGCUUGUAACCCUCUGUGCUUUAACUGAGUCAUCUUCCCCUUGGCAAUGGUCCAUGGGUUCUUCAUGGCACAAAGAGAAGGGGCUGUUUGUAGGGGAGAUACCCUGGUCCCCUGGUUUGAAUCGGAAGAGGAGAAUUAAGGUGUACUUAGAGGCUGACUUCAGCUUUCUCUGGGACUGGAUUUCCCAAAUGAUACUGGCAGCUCAAAUGACCAAUAGCCAGUGUCUGCUCUGGAGGUCUGAUCCCUUGGAGGUGUUAUUUUACUUGAUGAGUUAAGCAGAUGCUUUUAAGAACUGUUAGGUGAUCAGGUGUGAUGUGAAUAGGGAAUGCCCUCUGAAAGGAGUGGAAUGUUGGAGUCUUAGACAAAAGGUGCUUCUGUUUUGUGCCCAGCUGUGUAUUCAGGUUAAAUUUAUAAUACAGAAGUUAAGAUUUAAAAAAAAAAAGGACAGAUGUUCGUCCGGUCAAAGUAACUUAGAUACUGUAGCAGCAGAUCCCUGAUUUUAGUGAAACCUUAUUCUGUGUCUGGUCAGCACUGGCUACGGAAGGGAACCCUGGAGUAGAGAGGAGCGGGGAGACAUUGAAGUGCACAAAACACGGUGGAAGGGGCAAUUGGGAUGCUGCUGAGACCCCUGAGAGGAGUGCCAACCACCCCUGGUCUGUGGUUGUUCCCUGGAGGAAGGUGUUCAGGUUACUCUGCUCUCCUGCAAGCCCAAGCCAGUAUUUGUGGCUGGACACUUGUUUUCUUCUGUUUUGGCCUUCGUUGGCUUGGGAAACUCCUGGCAAGUCUCUAGGGAGAUGGGUGAGGAAAUCCUUCCUUGGCUUAAGUGAAGUAGGUGAGCUGCUGGGGCUGAGGUGUCACCAGCCAGUGUAGAGAGUUCUCUGACAAACCUGUGCUGCAAGAGCACCUGGAGUCUGGUGUCCCACGUGAAGUCUGGUGCCUCUGUGUUUUUCAGAAUGUCAGUUUGCAGAUUUUCUCCUUGUUGCUCAUUUCCUUGUAAAGUAGUGCCUGGGUCAGUGGGGCUCACAGGCCCACAGCAGGACAGAACAGCCCUGUGUCUGGGUUCUUCUCUUUCCCUUUUGUUGUUAGAAAAGCAAAGUGCUGCUUUCUGUGCCUCAUGGCUUAACACGUGUGCAUUGAACCAUGCUUUGGUCUUCAUCUUGCUGCUUUUGAAACUAACUCUGGACAUUUUUCUUGGUGACUUAAUGCUUGUUUAUCUUUUUGCUUGGCUUCUCCAGUGGCUUAUGGUGCCUGGAUGGGUUUAAUUUGUGCACUCACAAAGUAGGGACAAUGGGUUUUGGUGGAUGCUCAUGUGUCCUUUUUUCUGUUUAUGCCACAGACUAAUUAUAUUAAGGGAUCUGUGACAGACAGAGGUGAAAUGGCGUAUAAAUCUAUUUCAAAUCUGUUUGUGUUAAAUACCUUUUUUUGUAACAUGCCAAUUUUUUCCUUAUUGUGAUUGGAAUGAACUCUGGGAAAAAAUCCUGGUAAAAUCCUGUGUCUUAGUAUUGUCUCUGGGAUAAAGGAGCCUGUCAGAAUAAAAUAAAGACUAACUGAAUCUUCACUGA
Pseudopipra pipra is the source of this 7633-nucleotide messenger RNA. RefSeq names its product complement C1q like 2 (gene C1QL2). The coding region runs from base 2404 to 3222 and encodes 272 amino acids. Lineage: Eukaryota; Metazoa; Chordata; Aves; Passeriformes; Pipridae. The transcript is spliced from 3 exons. The record is from RefSeq and is a predicted model, not a curated record. Gene Ontology annotation, molecular function: protein binding.